AUGGCAGGGUGGUUCUAUCUAGGUGGGAGAGAAGGACCAUCAAGCAAACAAGAUCAAGAGAAAGAAGACAAUAAUAGUAGUUUGUUUUUGUACAGAUCAUCAAACGAGGAGAUCUACAACAACAGCAACAACAAAGGGUUUGAGCUAUGGCCGCAGUAUUAUCCCCAGCAGCAAAACAUGAACAGCUUCUCGUUUGGAGUGGGUCCUAGUCGAAGAAGUUUGUCUGAUGAUCACUCCUCAAGAUCAGGUUUUUCGGUGAUGAGACAAGGAGGAGGAGGCUUAGGAGGAGGAAUGAACUGCCAAGACUGUGGAAACCAAGCUAAAAAAGAUUGUCCCCAUAUGAGAUGUAGAACUUGUUGUAAGAGUCGAGGGUUUCAGUGCCAAACCCACGUUAAGAGCACUUGGGUCCCUGCUGCUAAAAGGAGAGAAAGGCAACAACAACUAUCUGCUUUGCAACAACAAAAUCAAGAACAGCAGCAGCAGCAACUACAGUUUCGAGGAGAGAAUCCAAAAAGGCAGAGAGAGAAUCAAGGUGGUGCUUCCUCUCUUGCUUGCACUCGUUUAGCCACUACCACGUCAGGGCUGGAAUUGACAGCAUUCCCACCAGAAGUGAAUUCACAAGCCACAUUUCGUUGCGUUAAAGUAAGCGCCAUAGACGACGCAGAUGAUCAGUUAGCAUAUCAAACGGCUGUUAACAUUGGAGGCCAUGUUUUCAGAGGAAUUCUCUACGAUCAAGGUCCUUAUAGCCGUUACACCAGUACAGGCGGUGAGAGCUCCUCCAGUGGAGCACAACAACUUCUUAUAACGGCAGCAACAACUAGCGCCACCGGAACUACAACAAACACUGGCCAUCCAGCUGCUGGUAAUACUUUACUUGAUCCAUCUUCUCUAUAUCCAGCUCCUCUCAAUGCUUUUAUUGCUGGUACGCAAUUCUUCCCACCACCAAGGUCCUAG
Molecule: messenger RNA, 954 nt
Organism: Dovyalis caffra
Lineage: Eukaryota; Viridiplantae; Streptophyta; Magnoliopsida; Malpighiales; Salicaceae
Source: the annotation of a GenBank genome assembly